AUCUGGUAUUCCAAUUUCAGAUUCAAUAAAAAAGUAUAUAAAAAAGAAAUGGCUGACCUCGAAGUAAAUGUGGAAGACAUUCCCAGUACUCAGCAUGGUAAAAUGAAGGUUGCAGAAUUACGGAAAGAGUUAAAGGAACGUGGUUUGUCUUCCAUAGGUACAAAAGCAGAACUUUUGAACCGCCUGGAAAAAGCACUCAAUCCUGAAGCAGAUAUCCAGGAAGAACCUGAUGGAGCUGUGAUUGAUGAGUUAACCGGUGAUGAGGAAAUGGAUAACAUCAGUGACUCAGAUGCUACUGAUGCUGCUGAAACUAAAGUGGUCAUAAGGGAAACUGCUGCCAGUAUGACAAUAUUAGAGACACAGCAAGAAGAGAAAUCUGAAUCACUACCAGAGACCAAGAUGCCCAGUGAGACAACAAAACCAUUUGUUCCUGUCAAAAUUGAAACUAGCAGUCCUGAGUCAUCAACUUCACCUCUGGUGCCUAUCAAACCUCCACUAUCUGCAGAAGAGAAAUUAAAGCAGCGAGCUGAAAGAUUUGGCAUCAGUAAUGACACAGAUAAGAAAGCUGCCAGAGCUGCAAGAUUUGGUCUUGCUAAUAACAAUGAUUCUAGUUCCACCCUUACCAGUAAACAUUCAGGCAAAAUAGCACCAGCACCAGUUUUGGCAGAUGACCUUGACCGACUGAAAAAACGGGCUGAGAGAUUUGGAACGAUAGUCUCCAAUACUUUAUCUCGAUUGGAAGAUGAAGUUAAACGCCGGAAAAGGAAAGAAAGAUUUGGACAGCUUGUUUCAAGUCCAACAUCCGGAAGUGGUACUAUUACACCUUCUAACAAUUCUACUACUACUACUACUACUACUACUACCACCACCACCACCACCACCACUGCUGCUGCUGAUUCAACUCUUAGCAGCAAAAAAUCAGAUGAGAUUGAGGAAAAGAAAAGGAAACGAGCAGAACGAUUUGGACUGUUGUGAUGUUUUUAUCACUGUAGACCAAUGUUAGUUAGUUUCAGCAGAUCUGCUGACACUGCUGCCAACCCUCACAUUUCCAUACAACUCUCAUUAUCUUAGCAUAUAUUUAUAUAUAUGCGUUUAUAUAUACAAUAUAUAUACAUAUAUAUGUAAUGUGUGUGUAUAUAUAUGUAUAUUAAAUGUGUGUGUGUGUGUGUUUGCGUGUGUGUCUGUAUAUAUGUAUAUUAUAUAUAAUGCAUAUGUAUAUUAUAUAUUUAUGUAUGCAUGUAUGUAUGUAUGUAUAAACACGCAUGGAGUAAAAGCAGAUUUCAUAUUGUUAACAUACGCUCACCACAUAACACUUCUCUGUACAGGUGGAGGCUGGUUGGUUGUUUGUUAUCAUGUUUGGUUAUGUGUAUGUGUGUGUGUGUGUGCAUGCACAUAUGUGUGUGUGUGGGCAUGUACGUGCUAAUAAAUGAUGAUAAUUAUAUAAUAUGUGGAAUUAUUUAGAGCAACUUUCUAUAUAACUUUAUAUAAAUAAUGUUUUAGGCUCAUAUUUUUAAAAAAAUUUUUUUUUGAAUUAGUGUUUUUUUUUAUUACCUGUACUUAUCCUUAUCAAAGACAACAGAGAACUAUCAAACAAUUUUAGUACCAGAAAAUUAAACAUGUGUUAAUGAAUUUGUUUGUAAUUUCUAAAAAAAAAAAUUAUUUGAAGAAGAAUAAUUAAAUGUAGCUUUUUAAUAA
Messenger RNA from Octopus bimaculoides (California two-spot octopus), 1695 nucleotides. RefSeq lists its product as uncharacterized. Gene Ontology annotation, biological process: poly(A)+ mRNA export from nucleus. Gene Ontology annotation, cellular component: nucleus. Lineage: Eukaryota; Metazoa; Mollusca; Cephalopoda; Octopoda; Octopodidae. The record is from RefSeq and is a predicted model, not a curated record.